Messenger RNA from Rosa rugosa (rugosa rose), 976 nucleotides. RefSeq names its product 18.1 kDa class I heat shock protein-like. Gene Ontology annotation, biological process: response to salt stress; response to heat; response to hydrogen peroxide. The transcript has a single exon. Bases 102 to 557 code for a protein of 151 amino acids. Lineage: Eukaryota; Viridiplantae; Streptophyta; Magnoliopsida; Rosales; Rosaceae. The record is from RefSeq and is a predicted model, not a curated record.
CUGAUCCAGACCAAAACAAUCCAAUUAAACAACACCUAAGAAGAAGCUCAGUUUCUCAAACCCUAUUAACAGAGUCCCAGAAAGGCAGAAAAUUAACAACAAUGUCCCUCUUGCAAUCUCUCUUGGAUCCUUUCAGAGUUUUCAACUCAGAUUUGGACGAUACUCAAAUGGACUGGAAGGAGACCUCGAACUCCCACGUUUUCGAAAUUGAUCUUCCUGGCCUUACAAAAGAGGACGUGAAGCUUGAACUGCAUGAAGACAGAGUGCUUCAUGUUAGUGCAGAGAGAAAGGAUGAAGAGCCUCCCGAAGGGGAUCAGAAGAUUAAGGAGACGUGGCACUGCAGGGAGAGAUCAAGUGGCAGCUUCUCGAAGCAUUUCCGGUUGCCUGAGAAUGCCAAGGUUGAUGAGAUUAAGGCUUCAAUGCGUGAUGGGGUGUUAGUCAUUACGGUGCCAAAGGAGGACUUGAAGAAAAAGCCUAAACACAAAGAAGUUGAAAUCUCGGGGGAUGAAGAGCACGUUUCUAAAGGACUUGGUCGUUUUGUGUGCUGCAAAGCUUAAGAAGAAUUACACUAUCCCACCCUUUCAAGCAAUAUGAAUUAAAAUCUGUGUCCUUUUUUUUUUUUUUUGGUGUGAUUUGGGUAGAAUGUGAUUUUCUUUUGUGAUUAUUUGUCUGUUGUGAAUGUGUGCUGCUUGUCUUGUAUUUUUUUUCCAGUUCGAAUCAAUUGUUGUAAAUUGUUGUUGGUCGUGGUCAAUUCAGCUCCCCUUUGCCCCAAAACUUGUGACAGUUGUAUUUGAUCCACAAAAUUCCGAAGUUGGGGAUGAGGUAUCUCUGAUUGCGUAGGGCGAAAUGAUCUUGGGCAUUAGUCCAGCUACUUCGCCAGAAGUUCAAGACCCCCUAUUGGAGAGCUUCUACCAUAUCCCAGUUAUUGUAUAGUACUCUAUGUUUCUUCAUCAAUGAAUCUUGUUUUUCCAGCUGA